This is a messenger RNA of Trichobilharzia regenti, 5004 nucleotides long. Lineage: Eukaryota; Metazoa; Platyhelminthes; Trematoda; Strigeidida; Schistosomatidae. The record is from the annotation of a GenBank genome assembly.
CUCGUUGAAAUGGGUACGGCUUUCUUUCUUUUUAUUAGAAGGGAAGAAGAUUUUUGCUAAUCUCUUUCCUAUCCCUUUAUAUUAUUGCUUUAUUUAUACAAUGUUAAAGAAACUUUUCUUACCGUAGAUUUAAUGGUGGUGGGUGUGUGUUAGUUCAGUAAACCGGCGUGAAAGACUGGCAACUGCCGUAACCACCAACCUGGUUGCAGCCCGUACUAGGCUAGGCGUCUGUUUGUAUGUGUGUGUGUGGGGGGGGUGUGUGCGUUUAAAAGUGGACCAUAGACAUGGCUGUUUGUUUACGCCAAACAAUAAAUAUAUACAUACACAUAUGCACGUUUCAUGUGUGUAGAUGUGUAUGCGCCUUAUUAUCAUAGUGAGAGAAACACAGGGACAUAAUGACAUAAAAAGUUUUGAUGGAACUCUUUAGUAAUGAUAUCAAUAUAAACUUAAUGUGGGUGUGUGGGUGUGAGUGAGUGAGUGAAUGGGUGGGUGGGUAGGUGGGUAGGGUAUGUGUGACUGAAUAGUUAAAUGAGUAAAGGGGUAGAUAGAUGUGAAUUAAAAUUUCGACAAUUUCGCUUUUCAUACGCCUGUUUGCCAUAAAAAUUCGUCCCCUUCUUAUAAUGAAGCAUAACACUUUAAUCACCACCAGUACUAUAUUGAUGUGAUCAUCAUUACAACUACUAUACUGUAUACCACUGAUAAAUCCAAGGAAAAAUAUUUUACCAUGAUAAAUCUUAAAUUGUUUAACAAAUUUUAUUCACAUUCUGAAUAAGUAGUCUACUACUGCUAAUACCCAGAGGAGGCAAAGAAACAAUUAUCCUUCAAAGAAAUCUAAAUUCUCUCCAUAUUAAUUGAACAGAAAAUCUACCAAACAUACACGUCAUCCAACAACACAAUACAGAGCAUCACUUCUAUCUUUUGAAAACUCCACUGAAUUGAAUGUGAUAGCACAGCAUUUCUCCGGCUAGAAAAUCGUCUACUUUUCUCAAAUCCACACUCUGCAAUAUAUAUUUAUAUAAUAUAAACAUCUCGUGAAUUGGCAUCAAUAUUUAGAAAGCAGCUUCUAUUAUCUAGAGUUUCAGAACUCCAGUAGCUUUCUACGUCGUUUUCGAGGAAAAAAUUCAGUCACUAAGAAAACAAGAUAUUUCGCAAUUUUAAAUUUUGGAUUCAAUUUCAAGAUGUUUAUCAAUCACGAUGUCUGUAAUUUAUCAAGUGACUCUAACUUACUAAGUGCACAAAGUAAUGAACAACUAUUGAUGGCAAUAAAUAAAUUAGGAUGUUCAUGGUCAUCUAGUAAUAUUGAUUCUAGUAAUUGUAACAGUUGUAAUAACUAUAAUUCAUCAUGUUUUACCCCGUGGUUAUCAUCUACAACUAUGCCGUACGAUCGACCUUACAGACUACCAGAAACAGAUCGUCUUGAAGAUAUGCAGUUACUUCAGUCGGUGAAAAAGCUAAAUGUACUCCAGGAUAAUGCCCUUGAUAACAAGACUAGUAAUCCACUUGACUAUUCAUUACAUUCACAAAUAAAUGAACAUCAUUCUUCUGCAUUCACUACGCUUAUUUCACCAAGUCUACCACAAACAAAGCAUAACUUUAGUCGUAUUCCGAACAUUCGUGAAAAUAAUGACUGUGAUUUAUCAUUCCCUUGGACAUUGAAUUAUGAUGUCGAGUCGAAAAAUUGUAUGUCUAACAUCGAAGCUAAUAGUGGACGUUCAUUAAAGCGUAAGUAUUCAGAAAGUUCAUCAAAUAUAACUAGAAAAUAUUCUCAAAAAUAUAUGAGAAGUGAGUUUAACAAGACGGUGGUUUCUACCGAUGAUAAUAAUAAUGGUAAGGAUACUGUCAACAAAAAUACUAUCAGCAACAGUAGUCAGCUGAAUAAUUCAAACCACUCGCCAACUAGUGAAAUUACAAACUCAGCCUCUCCUAUGAUUAAAAAUUUUGCUGAUAAAAGUUUAAAUUCAUCAGGGAGAAAAAAGUUCAAAUCAGAUAAAGACAUUCAACUGAAUAACACUAAAUCUAUGAAUACACCAACAUCAAGUACAGCUGUCCCGUCAAGUAUGAUAGCUAACACAGGUAUAAAUUGUUCAAGUGAUGUUAGUAUAAAUGACAGUGAUAACAAAAGUGGAAAUAAAAGUGGUACAGUUACUACAGCAGCAUAUAAGUAUUUAACAUGGCGUGAAAAAGAUCGUCGACGAAGAUUUCGUGAAGAAUGGAAACACCUAUGGCUUGUUAUACCCCAUGGACUCUAUGAGGUCAUGUGUCUUGUUUGUCAUAAAGUUAUGACGCAAAGGAAGUUAGAUACAAUCAAGCGACACACUGUUAGACGACAUGCUGAACUACUGAAAAUGCCUGAGUCGGACAGACAAGAAUUAUUUGAUCAGUUAUUCAAGCAGCAUAAUAAUAACAAUAAUAUGCUUGGGGAAUCAAAUACAAAUUCAUUAACUAAUGAAAUUGGUAAAAUCCAUCAGAAAUCGAGUGAUACAUGUAAAUCUAAUUCCAAAAAGAGUUCACGUAGUACAUCAAAUAUACAGGGGUCUAAUGAAGCCUCAAAUAACCUGUCGAAUUAUGCUCCACGUUGGUCUAAUAACAAAAUGACUGAAACGACAUCUGUCACAAACUUAAGCAGGUCUAACAGCAUUCCAUCAAAAUAUACUCCUUCACAUUAUGUGCCGCACAAGAGAGAUUUUUGCAGUAAAUCCAGCCAGAUCUCUGAUACAACACCUGAAUACACAAGAAACUUCUUCACCAACAAAGGUAGAUCACCUUCAAAAAUACCAAUAGAAGAAAUGAUUGAUGAAAUUUUGAAUAAAAUACCAGUAAACUUGAGAAAACAAUGGCAGGACCAUUUAGAGCUGACUGAAAAUAUACCUACCAAUCAAUUUCUGGAUUAUAAAAAUCCCCUAGACAAUUCUAUCUAUUCGAAUUCAUAUCAAAAAGAAAUUGUCAAUAGGCAUCAAUUUACUCCUGAGUCAUCAGUACCAAGUACUAUAAUUUCCUCGCCGAUUUCAUCAAAGAUUUCACCUAUUCAGUGUUCUUCUCAUCUUCCUAUUUCUUAUAUCACACCUCAUAUUUCCAAGCUGGAAAAUUCUUCAAAAUCAUUUCCUACAACAAAUUUCAGACAGCGUGGUCUGUCUACACAAUCGUCACCAAUACCAUUAUUUUUAUCCCCAAACAUUCAUAAUUUAGAUGACAUAUCCAACUUUGAGAAGAUUAAUCCUAAUGUAAAUAAAAAUAUUAAAAAUAGAAAUACUGAUCGAAAUAAUUUUACAGCAAAUUUCAACUUAAAUUCUACAGCUCAAGAGAUCAGUUCUUCCAGUAGUAAAAGCAUUCAUAACAACAGUGUGUUGUUGUGUUCCGAUUCUCAAUGCAAUUCAAUAACAAACCAUUUCAUCGAUGACUUUCAAAAGACUGUGCAAAACAAACCUUCAGAAUCAUUAUUAAAUAGGGUGGAUUUUUCUCUGAAUCAAACAUCUGCUCCACAGACUUCUGUGUUUUCAAAUAUCACUGGUACUACAGAAUCACAAACGCUGAUGCUGGCUUCAUGGUUUACAACUCUAAUGAAUGCAGCAAAAACUUCAAACCAACCAACAACUUAUGAGAAGACUUCUCCAGACUUAUUUAAACCAAUUUGGAAUAAUCUAUCAUCUAUGGAAAAACCUUCACCACUUCGUCAGCAGUUCCCGAAUUCCGAACUUUUCAAUGCAAAUCCAUGUGAUUCUUAUUCUAUUCUUCAACAAGCCUCGUAUUUAAAUCCAUGCACAGAUUCCAAAGUUAAUUCAGAAGGAAAGGAGACCAUAAAUUCGUGUAAAAAGAGCUCAGAUUCACAGACAAGCGUAAAUUCAGAUUUAAACAAGUUUACGAUUUCAUCUUUAUUGAGUACAAAUUCACGUGAGACAACAAAAUCGAUAGCUACGCUAAACAAGGAGAGUAGCCAUCAUCAGUCUGACAUUUCAAAUAAACAAAAAACCUCGAUUUGUUCUAAUAACACCCGUUCUGAUGACCAACAUGAUGACAUCUGUAAAAUGUCCAAGUUGAAGUCGAUUUCGGAUUAUUUCGAAAGCCUUUUCUAUGGGUUUAAUGAGAAGAAACACGAGUGCUCACCUCAUAUUUUAGAUCAGAUUCGAGCAUACAAACUAAAUAUAGACUUGUUAACCAAGUUUUUAACAAAACAAAUUAAUGGACAUUAUGAUUUCACGGAAAUACGUGAUUCCUUUAAUUUUGAAGAACUGGAGGCUAAAAUAAGACAGCAUGGAGCCAAUGAAUUCCAAGCAGAGAGUCAAAAGACAUUAAAACUUCCUCAUAUUCAACAGAGCCAAGAUCUAGGCACAGUAGAAGAUUGUAUGCGAAUUUAUUACUCUGAAAUAUUUCGGAAUCAAUUCAAUGAUCUUCAAAUGAAUUAUGAUUCGAAUCAUCAGCCACCAGCAGCUGGGUGUAUUUUGGUUGAAGGAGAAAACAAUUUUCGUCCUAAAAAUUAAUACAGAUAUAUAGUUCAGAAUGUGUAUAUACUUAUUUUAGAUCCAACCUUGUUGUAUCUGCUAAAAUCUCAACAAGUAAGCUAAACAUUUUUAUAAUUUCGGUUGUGAUAUUUAAUUAUACUAACUGAGCGAAAUUUUUAUGUAUUCAUACUGUGGAAAACUUUACAAAAUAGAUGAUUUGAUUUAGAUUAUUACCAUAGAUGCCUAAUUAAAACACUAAAUAGUUUGAUAGAUGGUAACUGGCAGUGGGAUCCAGGAAGUGCAUUAUAUUUUCUAUUUGAAACUUGUUAAUUGGAUGUGUCUGUACUUCCCUGUGGUUGGUGAUGUUCCCACAGAGACCCGACCUCAGUAUCCAUCGUUUCAAACUCCAAAGCGUUAUCCACAAGACCUGGAUCAAGAGAGCCAGUUAUUAUUUAUUUUGAAUUCACUUUUGAAUUUCAAAUAUUAGUUUGUAGGGAUUUGAUUGACUGGUUACUAGAUUUCAUCAUGAGUGACGUCGGUUAGAGAACCAUUGGAAAACUAGCUUGGA